AUGGUAAUUCCAGACCACACUAAACUUGAGCCCGUUGCUAACAUUAUCAACCGGUUCGAGGAGGGAAGUGACCAGUCACAACCACCUCCACGACCUCGAAGCCCUGGAAGACUUAACAUAACUCCCGGACAAUUUGACGGAACCGGCAAUACUACCAUUUCCACUACUAGUACUACUCUUUCAAAGGAACAGAAUGUUUCGGUAGAAGAAUUUGGUGAUAAAAUUGUCGUGGAGGAGUUCGAAACUAAGGAUAAAGAAACUGUUGUUCUCCCUAGCGUUGUUCCUGCGCUGAAUGAACCAACUCCCGAAAUAACUGAAAUAACCAAUAAUGUUCAGGUUGAAGUUUCCACUAGCGAAGUUGAAAUUAACGUAUCCGAAGAGAGCGUUAAACAAUCGCUUUCUGAUGAGGUAAAAGAAAAUACUGAGAAAGUAGUAGAUGAACAUAUCAAGGAACAUAUUGUGGCAGCCGAUGAAGAAGUCAAAGCAACAACAACUCCACCAGCAAAAUCAACUGUUAAUAAUAAAUCAAGCGCUACAACCGCAGGCACCAAAAAAGUAGUAAAAAAGCCUUCAACAACUGGCAUAUCUGGAGCUACAAAAAAAACCACCACUACUACUGGUGGACAUAAAUCUUCGUCUAGCAGCACAUCAGCAACAAAAUUAAAUCCAACUCAUGCUAAAAAACCCAGUACUUCGUCACUAAAUUCUCUCAAAUCCAAUAGUAGUAGUAGUAGUUCCGCUAAUAGAUCUAGAUCACCAAGUGUUAAAUCCACCACUCCAAUUACAACUGGGAGUACUGCGUCGAAAAUUAAAACAUCCACCGCAACCACGUCUAAACCCGCCGCACGUACAACUGCAACUGUUAAGAAAGUUGGAGGAGCUUUUGCUGAUAAAAGUAAAAUAGCACCAACAGCUACGGGUUCAUCAAAAUCCACUUCUUCAAAACCCGCUCCUAAAACUACUUCCACAUCAAAAACAACAACAAAUGCUACUACUACUAAAUCUUCCACUACUACUCCUCCUAAAGCAAUAACAAGACCAACAACGUCUACCGCUACUACUAAAUCAACCAGACUUAACCCUUCGGUUAAAAAAGAACCUCCAAAAACAACAACAGCGUCAAAGAAAUUACAAGAGUCAAAACCAACCGUUAAAAAAUCCAAAGACGAUAAAUUAUCAACUUCUACAAGCAAAGAUAGUAAAAGCAAAGUGAAACCACCUGUUAAAUCAGUUGCCUACGAUGAAUCUGAAGGUUCAAAAAAACCAGAAAUCAUGGAUGAUCAUCCUCACGAAGGUUCAGAUUCACACGCCGGCAAAGAUUCCGAGGAAGAAUCAAAUUCACAAGUUUCUCACGAAAAAGAAUCAAUCGCUGAUCCCGAAGAAGUUCACAACCAUGAUAGUCAUACUGAUCAAACUUUAUCUCAUCCUCACGAAGGUUCAGAUUCACACGCCGGCAAAGAUUCCGAGGAAGAAUUAAAUUCACAAGUUUCUCACGAAAAAGAAUCAAUCGCUGAUCCCGAAGAAGCUCACAACCAUGAUAGUCAUACUGAUCAAAUUUUAUCUCAAUCUUCCUCGGUGAUCGAAACCAGUCAAGAACAUGAAGACCAUGUGUCAGCAGUUGAUGAAGACCGUGUUGAUUCUCACGAAGACCAUGCGGAUUCUCAUGAAACCCAUGAUGUGUCGGCACUUGGUUCGCAUGAAACUCAUGAAGAAGAAAUUUCAACUGUUGAUUCCCAAGAAGCUCGUGAGGAAGAAGUUGUUUCUGGUACUGAAAGUCACGAGAUUCACGAAGCAUCCGAUGUCGAUAAUCACGAAGAAGAAAAUACUAAAGAAGUUUCUACUCAUGAAUUAACGACCUCUACUAAUAAUGAAGCAGCUGUUGGAAACGUCAAGAAAAUCAUAGAAUCUCACACCGAAUCUCACGAAACAGGUGAAACUCAAGUUAUCACCGAAACAACCGAAACAGUUGUAAUUAAUAAUAUUGGAUAG
This is a messenger RNA of Ambispora gerdemannii, 1989 nucleotides long. The record is from the annotation of a GenBank genome assembly. NCBI's taxonomy places the organism in Eukaryota, Fungi, Glomeromycota, Glomeromycetes, Archaeosporales, Ambisporaceae.